Botrytis cinerea B05.10 is the source of this 2844-nucleotide messenger RNA. RefSeq lists its product as hypothetical. The record is from RefSeq and is a predicted model, not a curated record. Gene Ontology annotation, biological process: Mo-molybdopterin cofactor biosynthetic process. Gene Ontology annotation, molecular function: metal ion binding; GTP 3',8'-cyclase activity; 4 iron, 4 sulfur cluster binding. The transcript has 2 exons. The coding region runs from base 289 to 1611 and encodes 440 amino acids. NCBI's taxonomy places the organism in Eukaryota, Fungi, Ascomycota, Leotiomycetes, Helotiales, Sclerotiniaceae.
GUUACAAUUCAUCUUUACAAAUCCGCACGAGUCUCGACUAUUCUGACAGACUAAAAUCUUUGCAAACUCUGUGAGUUGAGAUGAUGUGUCACUGCGACGAUAAGGAAGCAAGACUACUCACUACUCAGGGAGACAGGCAUAAGGUUACUGGAUGAGCGAAAUGAUUGAAGAGCAUCCAACCGUUCUGUGCCACCGGAUAUUGAAAGCCCCGAGAUAUCUUUGAUUGAAUAUACCAUCUCAUUCCUUCCAGAAUAUCUUUAAUUGAUAGAGCGUCUCCUUCCUUCCAAGAUGCUAUCCUUGAGAAGAGCUUUCCGAGAGAGUGUGCUCAAAGGUGGCAAGCUCAACCUGCAGCAAUCAUGGAAUACACACAAAGCACUAUCCACUGCUGCUUCCUCAGUUCAAGAGCUCCCUCGGCACGAUUUGCCUCUGCGCGAGGACACUGAACGAUCAUUGAGCAAGUCUUCAAACAGAAGGGACGAACUCAAAAAUGCGAAACCCUUUUCCUCCUUUCUUACCGAUAAUUUCCAAAGACAGCACGAUUAUCUUCGAAUUUCGAUUACCGAAAAAUGCAAUCUGCGAUGUUUAUACUGCAUGCCAGAAGAGGGGGUUCCGCAAUCGCCACAGCCAGAUCUUCUUACAACACCAGAAAUCGUACUUCUAUCAUCUAUAUUUGUUUCCCAAGGGGUUUCGAAGAUCCGUCUUACUGGUGGUGAGCCGACUGUUCGUCGCGAUAUUUUGCCUCUUAUGCAACAGAUUGGAGCUUUGCGAUCUCAUGGUCUGCGGGAGCUCUGUCUUACCACAAAUGGAUUGAACCUUGCAAGAAAGCUGGAUAGCAUGGUGGAAGCCGGCCUAACAGGAGUCAACUUAAGUCUGGAUACUUUAGAUCCAUGGCAGUUUCAGAUUAUGACUCGAAGGAAGGGUUUUGAAGCUGUGAUGAAAAGUAUAGAUAGGAUACUACACAUGAACAAAUUGGGUGCUGGUAUAAAACUCAAGAUCAAUUGCGUUGUAAUGCGUGGGGUCAAUGAAAGAGAAAUUGUACCAUUCGUCGAAAUGGGCCGAGACAAAGACGUCGAAGUUAGAUUUAUCGAGUAUAUGCCAUUUGAUGGCAACAAGUGGAGCCAAGGCAAAAUGCUAAGCUACAAAGAAAUGCUUGAUAUUAUACGGCAAAAGUAUCCAACUCUUCGAAAAGUAGCAGAUCACAAAAAUGACACAAGUAAGACUUACGAGAUUCCUGGAUUUGUGGGAAAGAUGGGGUUUAUCACAAGCAUGACACACAAUUUCUGUGGUACUUGCAACAGAUUAAGAAUCACAAGUGAUGGCAACUUGAAGGUAUGCUUAUUUGGCAAUGCUGAAGUAUCCUUGAGGGAUAUCUUGAGAAAAUCAAAUGGCAACCAGCCAAUCGAUGAGCAAGCUUUCGAGGCAAUAAAGCAAAUAGAAAUGGACAGGAAGCAGGGUCUCGGAGAUGCCCAUAGCCCUCUAGGAAGUUCCUCUAACGAGAGAGAAUUGCUAGAAGUUAUUGGCAUGGCCGUGAGUCGAAAAAAGGAAAAGCACGCCGGCAUGGGCGAAUUGGAAAAUAUGAAAAACAGACCCAUGAUUUUGAUAGGUGGGUAGGUUUCAUUUUCCAUGGAGAUAUGUGCGAAUCAUACGAUGACAUGAAAUUAUUUGCAUUGGCGUCAAUUCAAUACCCUCAUGUAUUUAAUCAGUAUCUUAAAUUUUAUAUCGCUGCAAACAACAAAUACUACCGUGGUCCAAACGCACUCUUUCAAAAAAUGGGAAGUUGGCCAGCAAGUCGAUCCCACAAUGUCCCUCUACACCUUCUACCAUUUAUACCUUCUUCUAAUUAUGCACGUCUAUACUCCAGCAAAGCUACCCCUGCCCAAAUGAAUAAUAUUGGCAGUGAAAUGGGGAAGUCUUCAAUGAAUGAUACAUCAGAUUCGACCCCCUCGCAGGCACACAAACUUACUCAUCUUACACAAUCUGGCGAUGCCCACAUGGUUUCCAUCUCCUCCAAACAGCCAACUAAAAGAACUGCUGUUGCAGUCUGCAGUGUUCAUUUCUCCAACAAAGUAGCCAUUCCACUCAUCCGUGACAACCGAGCCAAGAAAGGCGAUGUGCUGGGAGUUGCCCGCGUCGCAGGAAUCAUGGCUGCUAAGAGAACCUCUGAUUUGAUACCUCUCUGUCAUCCAAUUGCAAUUACACAUGUGAACAUUGAUUUACAAAUCUCACACGAGGAUGCAUCGGACACAGCACCUUCAUCUCCCGCUCCAAGUACGUCAAUUCCAUGGUCUGGCACAGGACAAGGCGACGGAUACAAAUGGCCCUCAUCUACUGCAGAAUCAGUUCCCUGUAAGGCAUUUGGAAGCGUGGAGGUAACGGCCACUGUGUCAUGCGAUGGAAAAACUGGCGUGGAAAUGGAGGCACUUACAGCCGCUUCAAUCGCGGCAUUGACAAUUUACGAUAUGUGUAAGGCUGUUGAUAAGGGGAUGCGAGUUGAAGGGCUGAGAGUGGUGAGGAAAGAGGGAGGGAAGAGUGGCACAUGGGUCGAGGGCGUUCACAAUAGUGAGAAAUAGAGUAAAGGUGAGGCUGAGUUAACAUGAAAGGACAACUGAAGACAUUGGACUCAAUUAUCUUUCGGCAUUCAUCUCAAACAUGUCACGUCUCCAACAUCCUAUAUCGAUGAUUGGGUCUGACAAUGACAUGUAUCGCUAAGGUACGUGGAGUGUACAACUUGUUUUUAUUCUCUGUUAGAGAUCCAGAAUGCUCCAAAAUAUCGCAGUUCACGUGGAUAUGGAUUUUAAAGGAAGAGAGUAGGUUUAAUUGAACUAUUCCAUGACUCACGAACCA